Merops nubicus (carmine bee-eater) is the source of this 347-nucleotide messenger RNA. RefSeq names its product translocase of inner mitochondrial membrane 22 homolog (yeast) (gene TIMM22). Gene Ontology annotation, cellular component: TIM22 mitochondrial import inner membrane insertion complex. The record is from RefSeq and is a predicted model, not a curated record. Gene Ontology annotation, molecular function: transmembrane protein transporter activity. Lineage: Eukaryota; Metazoa; Chordata; Aves; Coraciiformes; Meropidae. The transcript has 3 exons. The annotation marks the transcript as partial. Gene Ontology annotation, biological process: protein insertion into mitochondrial inner membrane.
GAUUUGUUCUGGGAGGCGCCUUUGGUGUCUUCACAGCUGGCAUCGACACCAACGUUGGGUUUGAUCCCAAGGAUCCGUAUCGCACGCCAACGGCUAAAGAGGUCCUCAAAGAUAUGGGGCAGCGAGGCAUAUCCUACGCCAAGAACUUCGCCAUCGUGGGGGCCAUAUUCUCCUGCACCGAAUGCGUGGUGGAGUCCUACCGCGGAAGGUCGGACUGGAAGAACAGCGUCAUCAGCGGCUGCAUCACGGGGGGAGCCAUCGGCUUCAGAGCUGGUCUGAAGGCCGGGGCUCUCGGCUGUGGCGGAUUUUCUGCUUUCUCCGCGGCCAUCGAUUACUACCUGCGGUGA